AUAGCUACUGAACUAUUCAGCAUAAGCAUCGCCGAAAGCGAAACCCAAACGAUUCCAGUGCUGAAGACUAUGGAUCACCUCCAUCAAUUUGGGGUUAGGUUCAGGGUUAGGGUUUGCGUUUGAUCUACCAAAAAACCCCCUAGUUUUGGCCUAGCUUUUGCAUUUCUCAUGGCUCGACUGGAAAACGUUUUUGCUCUUUUGGGGGAUGGAGACGGAGACGACGACGUUUCGGCGCUCCUCGAGCGCGUUGCUGCUGUGAAGGCGGAGCCUCCGCCGCCGGAGAAGAAGAAGAAGAAAGACAAGCAGCAACAGCACCAAAAGCAGCCCGUGGAGAAGGAAGAGUCAGACUGGGGUCUUGACGACGCCGUGUCGAUGAAAGCAAAGCCUAUUGUGCUCCCCGAUUACGUUACAAGAAGAGAUAUUGUGGUUAGAAAGAAUGAACCAGAGGGGCGGGAGCGCCGCCAGGGUCGUGGCUCUGAAAGGUCUGAGCCAGGUGGGAAAGGUUAUCAACGGAAUUUUGGAGGAUCUGAUGGCUACAAACGUAACAACGGAGGAAGGAAUGGUAAUCAACGGAAAAAUGGGGGUUUGGAUGGUUAUCAGGAUGAUAAUGGAGGGGGAAGUGUUUAUCGUGGGAAUAAUGGGGGUGAUAAUGAUUUCCAGAGGAACGACGGAGCUGAAUCAGGAAAUGCAGUUGGGGAUGAUUGGCAGGAGCAGGGGCGGGGGCAUGGUGGUGGAGGUAGAGGGAGAGGGAGAGGGAGAGGCCGUGGUGGAGGAGGGGGAUUCAAUCAGAGUAAGGAAUUUGGAAGUGAAAGCCAACUUGAUGUGAACAAUUAUCAGAUUGAGAAGCAGGGACAUGAUGGGAAUGAUAAUGAUGGUUGGGAACAGAAAGAGUUUCAGGGCAAAGAAAGUGGAAAUGAGACUAAAUAUGAUGUGAGGCCGAGAAAUGUGAAUCGGGGCCGUGGCGGUGAUGGAAGAGGAUACGGUAGGGGAAACCGCGGUUUUGGUGGACAAGAAGGCCGCUUCUAUGAUAGGCAAGAUGGAAGGAAUAAUAGAAGGGGUGGUGAUAGUAGAAGGGGCGAAGUAUCAAAUGAAUCUGAAUCAAAGGAAAACGUUACUGGUGAUAUUGAGAAUGCAGUGAAAGUUGAUGACUACAGUGGUGGAGCUGAAUGGGAUGUUCCUGUGACUACUGAAGGAACAACUGGUGCAGUGCAUGAACAUGAGAAGCUUGAAGCUCAAGCUGAUUCUGAGAAGAAGGCCAAAGAUACUGACGAGAAUGAGGAGGAGAAAGAAAUGACACUUGAAGAAUAUGAGAAGGUGCUUCUUGAAAAGAGGAAGGCUUUGGAAGCAUUAAGAAAGACUGAGGGGAGAAAGGUCACACUAGAUAAGGAUUUGGAGUCUAUGCAACUCGUCGAGAGAAAGAAAGAUGAUAGCCUUUUCAUCAAGCUGAAGUCUGAGAAGGAGAAGCUUAAGAAGAAAGGUAGCCUUGAAAAAGAUGACAAAGUUCGGAAGUCGAUGAGCAUUAAUGAAUUUCUGAAACCAGCUGAAGGUGAAUUACAUGUUGCUGGUCGUGGUCGUGGUGGUCGAGGUCGUGGACAUGGGGGCCGCGGUGAAUCUAGGGGAGAAUUUUUGGGCCGGCGACGUCAGGUGGAGGCUGGCCCUGCCCCUAGCUUUGAGGACCCAAACCAAUUUCCUGUUCUGGGAGGAGCUGCUGUAGCCUCAUGAAUUUAUAGCUCUUUGGAAUUGCGGUCUGUUUAAUGUAUCACUGUUUAUGACUGGACUAGCUUCUAGCUUUCGAGUAGGGCAUAAGUCUGGAGGAGACUUUCGAGGGUUUUGCGGUUGCAUUUCCUUUUCCUUUGGUAUAUUGUCUUAUAUUAGUGGGAGCAAGUUCUUGCUUCUUCUUGGAUCUUCUUCUUUUUCUUUGUUAACACUACUUUUCCUUCAGGAGAUCAAUGUGCAUUAUAUAUAAUAUAUGAGCUUUACUACUCA
Carya illinoinensis is the source of this 1986-nucleotide messenger RNA. Its product is annotated as RGG repeats nuclear RNA binding protein A-like. The record is from RefSeq and is a predicted model, not a curated record. Gene Ontology annotation, molecular function: RNA binding. Gene Ontology annotation, cellular component: nucleus; cytoplasm. Bases 169 to 1722 code for a protein of 517 amino acids. Lineage: Eukaryota; Viridiplantae; Streptophyta; Magnoliopsida; Fagales; Juglandaceae. The transcript is spliced from 6 exons.